CAGUCCACUGCCACACGGCUUCGUUUGCUGCACAUGGAAGGGCCAAUAGCCUGGUGCGAGGACUCGUGACCAUCGUGACACUGUCUGCCGCUCUGACAUCAUCUUGCUGUGCUGCAAAUCGUGUGUGUGUCUGCAGGAACGCUCCUCUGUUCACGACCACCCGUCCAUUGUCGGCGUGCCAUCGACAGAGGCCGCUGCUCUUCAUGUGCGACGACAGGGACCUGCACUUCGACUCAGGUGUGGGCGGGAACAGAACAAUGAACAGGUAGGUGGAUCCGGAUGGUCUGAUGUGUACAUGGCUUCAGUGCCGGUGACGGUGGCCCUUCAGCUGAGGGGCAUACACCUGAGGCAGCAGAAAUAUCACCUGCUGCACAGACGGAGCCAUUCACUGGUCAAUUAAUCCUCACGGGGGGGUGUUUGUUCUCUUGUGGUCGACGGGAGGAUCCGUGUGGACCGUCUUGCAGCUGUACCGUAUACGUACGUGCAGGCUGUAUGUGUGCGUCUGUGUGUGUGUGUGUACUGUGCAGUACUGCCGUUCCGUCUUGGUGUCUGCCUCCGCCUUUCACCAAAGCAGGAAACAGACCUACGCGGGAGCGAGGGAGCUGCUGCAGGCCGUAAGGAGGCCGAACGGCAUCACGUGCAGCGACACCAACAACACGACCGUGCUCCCUUUCAUCCGUUCAGCUUGAGAACAUGGACAGUGCGAGGAAGAGAAGACGGCGGCAACGCCCAGUGACACAGCCGUCAGGGUCACCAGAGGAAAGACCAGGCCCCAGUGAAUUUAAGGCGGCAGAAGAAGGGGAGAGCGAGGAAGGUAAGACACCGACUGAACACACCCACGCGCAGGCAGAGAAUGGUCUCUCUUGUGUUGCGGACUUUUCAGGGGGGAUGGAAUCGUCUUUCUCCGAGUUCGAAGGGGACACAGCAAGAGAGGACGAGCUGCCUGGAGAAAGGGGUGUGGUUGGCCGCGUGUCGUCGCCCGACCAGCCCCUCCCGCUCUCCAGUCGGUUUGAGCCGCUCGGCCCUCGUAGGCACAAAAUGUGACAAGGGGGUGCGAGGGCGAGACACAGACGGUACUUUGCUGGCACGUCAACCGUUCGUGUGUAUACUCCUGUCGUUCC
Vitrella brassicaformis is the source of this 1121-nucleotide messenger RNA. The record is from the annotation of a GenBank genome assembly. Lineage: Eukaryota; Vitrellaceae.